UUUAAAGAAAAAAGUUUAAUAAAAUCCUUUUAGAUAAACUUUUAAAUAAUUUUAUUAAAUAGUUUAUGACUUAUCAAAAAAGGUUUAAUAUAGAAGUGAAAAAUAUUAUGUGUUGUAGAAACAUGAUAUUAGUCCACAAAAUUAGGAUUUUGAUGUAUUAUUUGACUUGUGACUAUAGUUGAAAACAAAAAAUUGUCUCAAAAGGAGUUGACCAUUCCUUCGUCUACGUUUCUUGAAGCGGCGUCGUUUUGAGGCUUUGUAAACAAUGAUGAGCAGCUUCCACUGCCUAGCUCUUUCCACUUACAACGACGCCGUUGUGAUCUCGCGGUUUCGGAAUCGAUGGUGCUUAGGAUGCCACGUGUAAUAAUAAGUAGAUAGAGUAAGUCCACGGCUCAUUGACCUUUCUGACCCUGGGUGUUCGACUCACCUCCAGCCAAGCAUCAGCCGGCCCAAGAUUCUCCACUAACUCAUUACGUGGUCACACCUCCAGCCGUCAAAUUCCCCGUCCCUACUACGCAUCGGACGUCCCAGGAUCACCCACGUGAACCAUGCUUAUCGACAAACAAACGGUCCUAAACCAACCACGUGUCGCACCCGAUGCCAUAUUACUUCGACGAUCCAACGGACCCAACACCUCCUCCUCUGCAACCACGCUUCUCUUCACCGGAGUGACGUUUUUCCGGCCAGUCCCUGCAAAACCCACGUUAUACCCUGGUUUCCUCCUCCGAUUGGCUCAAUUCGCGACCCUCAAGUCAUGAUUUCUUGAUAAACGAAGUAGGUGAAGAUCGAAAUUCAUGGCGGAUUCAGACAACGACUCGGGUGGGCACAACAACAGCAACGCCAACAGCGAGCUGUCGGCGAGAGAGCAAGACCGAUUCCUGCCGAUCGCAAACGUGAGCCGGAUCAUGAAGAAGGCGCUGCCGGCAAACGCGAAGAUCUCCAAAGAUGCUAAAGAGACGGUGCAGGAGUGCGUGUCGGAGUUCAUCAGCUUCAUCACUGGAGAGGCCUCCGACAAGUGUCAGCGAGAGAAGCGGAAGACGAUCAACGGCGACGACUUGCUGUGGGCGAUGACGACUCUGGGGUUCGAGGAGUAUGUGGAGCCCCUAAAGAUAUACCUGCAAAAGUACAGGGAGAUGGAGGGCGAGAAGAGCUCCUUGGGAGGGAGGCCCGGCGAGAAGGACGGCUCCGGCGGGGGCGGAGCAGCUGCGGGAGGUGGGGGCGCGAUGAGCUCCGGCAGCAGUGGGGGUUUCAAUGGGGGUGGGAUGUACGGUGGGAUGAUGAUGAUGGGGCAUCAUCAGGGACAGGCUUACGGCUCGGGUUCGUUUCAUCACAUGAGCAGCUCGGGCAGCGGUGGCGGCGGGGGCGGAGGAGUGGGUAAGAACAACACCGGCAGUUCGAGCGGCGGCGGUGGCGGGGUGGCGUCAACGGUGAGGUCAAGGUAGGUAAAAGCUAGUUAGGUUAGGUGGUUGAUGAAAAGUGACUACUUUCUAGGGUUCUAAUUGAAUUUUCAAUUUUUUUUUAACUUUUUUUUUUUUGGGGUGGUGGGGAGGAGUUGAUGACUUAUGUUAUAAUAUGUAAGUGUAAUUGUGGGAAUUAAAAGAGAUAAAUGCAAUGCAAAUAGUCUGUAUCUGUAACCUCUAAUCAUAAACUUCUAAUUGAGGAUGAUAUUUGAGAA
Molecule: messenger RNA, 1675 nt
Organism: Vitis vinifera (wine grape)
Lineage: Eukaryota; Viridiplantae; Streptophyta; Magnoliopsida; Vitales; Vitaceae
Product: nuclear transcription factor Y subunit B-3
Exons: 1
Coding region: 795-1442 (215 amino acids)
Biological process (GO): regulation of transcription by RNA polymerase II
Cellular component (GO): nucleus; CCAAT-binding factor complex
Molecular function (GO): RNA polymerase II cis-regulatory region sequence-specific DNA binding; protein heterodimerization activity; DNA-binding transcription activator activity, RNA polymerase II-specific
Source: RefSeq, a predicted model, not a curated record